AGUCUCAUAAUUUCUACGAGCACCGUAAUAUACAUGUACGUGCAUCAAUUAUACUUCAAAUCUUUUAUCUUGUUUAAAAGGUAAAUAUAAAAUGAAUGGGCUUGAUUGAAAUGAAAUGAAAUCUAUACCUUUGGAGUUUGCCGGGUACAGUUUGUAUACUGGGCCACAGUCUUGUAUGUGGAAUCACAUUUCUUGUCAAUAGCUUUGUAGGACAGUACUAUAUACACACAUGUAAUCAGUGAACAUAGACAUAUAGCAAACUUUUGGCAUCUAUCUGUAAAAACAUAUUUUUACUUGUGAUUAAUCAAUUACCUAGAUAAUCAACUUAAUCUACUUAAGUUCUUAACAGAGCAUGUAGGUUUCACAUUCAUAGUGGAACCCAGCUUGAUCAUUUUCACGAAAAAUGUGCAGAAAACAGAUUGCACGUUCCUGAGGUUGGACUGUUUCUUGCCCAUUCCAUUAAAAAAUGGUGUAACUACAUGUCAUAUGUCCCUGUUCCUGCCCGACUAAGGGCCGCCCAGCAUGCAAUUAUGUAGCUAUCCAUUUCGCUCCUUGUGGCAGAUCUGUUAAUUUCAAAUUACAACAACCCAUUGCUUUACGGAUGAUAGCGACACGCUGCCAGUUUCAGGAUCACUGACUGCAGAUGGCGUGACUGUUGUUUUAACUUUCAAUUUCCAGCGCUGAACAAAGUUAAUAUGCUUUGGGCACCAGACGUCACCCGGAGUGGUUCAUUUUUUUUAAUGACCAGUUAAAGGCAAGCCGGUGUUUGAUCACAAAAAUUGAAGGUAGUAAUGUGUCAGACAACUUCUCACAAAUGGCCUCAUUCAACCGGAGUAACGACUGAUACGUGCUACCUGAUUGAGCUAAGGUAAUAAAUUGCGACCGUUUCAACACGGGAAUGCAUUGACCAUCCAACUGCUGACAUCUGGCAACCACUCAAUGCUGGCUAAAAUACGUGACUAAAAUUAGGCCAAUCAUGGAGCCGGGGCCCUACAAACUGAAUUACAGUCAACCGAACGACACCCAGCCCGACUCCCAAUGCGCAAAUUUCACCGAGGAGGAUGUCGCACGCAGCGUCAUGUACAACAGCGGCACGUUCGUCAUUGUCGGAGUUAUGCCCUUUCUGACCCUGUUCGGAGUGACCGCCAACUUGGCAUUCCUCUACGUAGUCUACCGCCGGCGAACCAUGCGGACGAUCACCAACGCCUACUUGGCCAACCUCGCUGUGGCUGACAUCGGUUUUCUAGUCUCGGCAGUCGUGCCGGCGUUAGUACAGUAUACUUCAUCGCCGAUAGUAUUCGAUCAGCUGCCGAUAGGUCCAGUGGGAUGCGUCCUUGUCAACUGUGUCAUCCUCAUCUUCUUCUAUGGGUCAGUCUUCAUGGUGUUCCUGGUGUCGUACGAGAGAUACUGUGCCAUCUGUCGACCCCUUCACCAGAGGGUCGUGGUUGGGAAAAAACGAACCACAAAACUCAUUGUUGGCGCCUGGUUUGUAGCCAUUGUCUUUUCAUCCCUAGUAAUCCCCUCUUUGGUCACUAUGAAAACGAGAUGCGUCAUUCGGCCCGAAGGGAAAGAAUUUGAAAAGUUUCCUAAGGAAUAUGGUUUAUGCCAACCUCCUGAGACGGCCCAGUGGCUUAAAUACGUUUCCAACGGCUUCAAAAUGGUGCCCUUUUUCACAGCCAUGUUCAGCAGUGGGUACAUCUACACGAAGAUUGUAAUUCAGCUCAACAAGAAGAUCCCGGGACUGGCCAACCGGCGGCGGUACAACCAGGCCAUGAGCAACGUACUCCGGUCCCGGCGACAGAUCGCAGUCAUGCUGAUAGCGACUGGGGUGAUCUUUUUCGUCUGCCAGGCGCCAGCCCAGGUCAACACGCUAGCCGCCAUGAUCACCGAUCACCCGAACGUCGAGCCCAUCCUGAAUCGGGGGCAGCGGGGCAUCGUGCAGUGGGUCAGCCGCGCGCUCCUGUUUAUCAAUUCGGCUGUCAACCCCAUCGUGUACAACGUGACCAAUUCCAAAUAUCGGAGAGCCUUUGUGGAGACAUACAUUUGCAAACAGAAAAAGAAAGUGACACUUCGGAAUACGAGGUCCAUUCAAUCGAUGUACAUACCAAAUGGUAGUAACAAAGUGUACUUAUGGAGUAACAAUUUUGAGCUUGACAAGUUUUAACAAGGACAAGCUUAAAGUGAGCGAGGCUAUCACAACAGGAGUUUUAAAAGUGAUUUUUUUAAUGCAUAAACACUACUUUUUAAAACUCCUGUUGUGAUAGCCUCGUUCGAAGAAAUGGAAAUUUCAUUUAAUUGUUAAGUAGACAUUGUGAUGUGACUUUUUUCAUCAUGUGGUAACAUUUUGGUCCUCGAAAAGUGUGCACAAGCAAAUCUGAUGAGUGUUUAUACACAUCUGUAUUAUUUUCUUAAAAUAAGAUUACCUUUUAGUUCUUUUCUUACUGUUUUCAUUUUUUCUAACUUGUGUUCAUUGGAGUCCAUGAAGAGGCAGCAGACUUACAAAAAUCAACUUCUAGAAAUAACAGUUUAGGCAUUGUCGCACUUUCUUUCAACGAUGGCUCGAUUAAUAGGUUCUAGAGUGAUUUCCUUGGGGGCUAAUUCUGAGGAUGGUCAAGCAGGUCCGUUCCGGGCCAUCUGGCUCAUCAGGCCGGUGUUUGUCUACGAUUUCCUCAGCACGAAACCACUGAGAAUAAUUUCUCAUAUUCCCUUGGUACUCCUGAAUGGAGAGAGGCAGUCAAGGGUGUUAAGUGGCUUGCCAAGCCACAACUUAUGGCCAGCAGCUGGAUUCGAACCCCUGACCCUGUGGUUAAGAGUCACUAACCUUAACCACUUGGCCACCUGCCCAUGUUAGGAUGGAAAACGAUAAGAUUUUUAAUAAGAGGUGAAAUGGCCUCAACAUUUUCGUCUGACAAAUUUGAUUAAUUUGGGGGCCUGUAUUAAACAGUGUAGUCCUGUUUUGAUUUGUGGAGUUGCAUUCUUCUUUCAACAUCUCUCUUAAUUAAACCUCGCUGAAGUUCACAUGUACAUGUACCUGACGAACUUUUCAGGAUGUAGAUGUGUUUUAUCCACAAACUUCCCAGUAAUUUUUGACAAUCUCUGGUCGAGUAGUCACGUUUUGUAAUUCAAGGACUCAGAUAUUACCGGCUCGGUAAGAAACAAGAGUGCCGUGUUGAGGUAUAGUCUUGUGAAGAACACUAGUCACAGUUACUAGACAAAGACGCACAGAAGUUCACAGGAGUCGUUGAAUUCCCUUUCGAAAAUUUUCCUUCAUAGUAGUUCAGUUGCUUUGCCACAGAAGGCAAAAUUUGUGGACUUGCUUUUGUAGCGUUUGUUGUUUUUACUGGCUUUGUCUAACCAGAAGAUUGUUGGUUCAGGUCACGGCUAUGUAUUGUCGCUCGAAGUGAAAAAUACUAAGAUUACUGAAAUGAU
This is a messenger RNA of Acanthaster planci (crown-of-thorns starfish), 3429 nucleotides long. Its product is annotated as neuromedin-U receptor 1-like. Gene Ontology annotation, biological process: G protein-coupled receptor signaling pathway. Gene Ontology annotation, molecular function: G protein-coupled receptor activity. The record is from RefSeq and is a predicted model, not a curated record. NCBI's taxonomy places the organism in Eukaryota, Metazoa, Echinodermata, Asteroidea, Valvatida, Acanthasteridae. Gene Ontology annotation, cellular component: plasma membrane.